Messenger RNA from Prorocentrum cordatum, 402 nucleotides. The record is from the annotation of a GenBank genome assembly. Lineage: Eukaryota; Dinophyceae; Prorocentrales; Prorocentraceae.
GCACGCCGAAUCCACGUCCAACGUGCACAAGCGGAACCUCUCCAGGAGACCCUGCGCCGCGUGCCAGCUCUGCUCCGUGGGCUUCGACGCCCCGCUGUCGCAGGCCGGCCUGUUGCAGCUGGAGGAGGUCAGGCCCGCGUGCCAGAGGCUGCUGCCGGAGCUGGAGGCGAUCUUCCACUCGCCGCUGCAGAGGGCCCGGCAGACAGCUCAAUGUACCUUCGGCGCAGAGAACGGGCCCGGGGACUUCUCUGGCGGGGAGCCGCAGUCGCCGGUCCCUUGGGUGCCACUCCUGUGCCUGAAGGAGGAGCAGUUCGAGGAGCAUAUACAGGAACCUGGCUGCAAUGUUUUCGGCGGCCACCGUAUGAGGGAGGGCGUGGUCACCAACUCGGACAAGUUUCGAAG